Lampris incognitus (smalleye Pacific opah) is the source of this 395-nucleotide messenger RNA. RefSeq names its product protein S100-A13-like. NCBI's taxonomy places the organism in Eukaryota, Metazoa, Chordata, Actinopteri, Lampriformes, Lampridae. Bases 92 to 355 code for a protein of 87 amino acids. Gene Ontology annotation, cellular component: perinuclear region of cytoplasm. The record is from RefSeq and is a predicted model, not a curated record. The transcript has 3 exons. Gene Ontology annotation, molecular function: calcium ion binding; transition metal ion binding.
GGGAGAGGAAGGAGGGACCACACGAAGGCUCCUGAUGUUCAGAGCUUGACAUCCGUCCUCUGACUAGUUGGCGAGCAGCUCUCGGCGUGUGAUGGAGGCCGCCAUCGGUGUGCUGGUGUCCCAGUUCAAGGCCUAUGCAGGGAGUGAUGGUUCCUCGGACACGCUCAGCCGAGGGGAGUUCCAGAAACUGGUGGCUUCACAGCUCCCGAACCUUGUCAAGGACGCGGGCGACCCUGCGGUCAUUGACCACCUCAUGAGCACGCUGGAUGAAAACUGCGACGGGGAGCUCACCUUCCUGGAGUUCUGGCAGCUGGUCGGACGUCUGGCAAACCAGCACGGAGGAUUUGGCAAAUAGCGUCUGCAGAUCUUAUUUUACAUCUCUGUAUGUGUGUGUG